AUGUCCUACUCGGCCGCCGGGACGCAUGUUAAGCGACCAGGCGAUGAUAUCGAGGCGCUUACCACUUGCAAUUAUCUGAGGUUAUUUGGUCCCAAUAGCUACAACAGACCAGCACCCACACCGUUCUCUUACCCACCCCAGUCUUUUACCAGCUCCGCCCUAUCCACAUCUUCCCCAUCUGAUCCUACACUGACGUAUCUGAGCAGUGCUGACUUCGAGGCCUAUCUUAUUUCUCAUUUGGAAGCACUCGUUAAUGAGGAUCAGUCACAAACCGCGCUGCAUCUCCGUUGGAUAGGAAAUGUCCAAAGCAUGAUACACCGUAGGCUCAUUCAAGGUGCCACCCCACAAGAAGCAGAAGUUCUGCAUGGGGACUGGCUUGAGAACUGCAUUAACCCAGAGCUCCAACGCUUAUACGAUACUCCGAAACGCUACGCCGACAUUUCUACAGCAUGCAUACUCUCUCCCGAACCUUUGGUCGGUCGAAUCUGA
Molecule: messenger RNA, 489 nt
Organism: Rhizoctonia solani
Lineage: Eukaryota; Fungi; Basidiomycota; Agaricomycetes; Cantharellales; Ceratobasidiaceae
Product: Fungal Zn(2)-Cys(6) binuclear cluster domain
Exons: 3
Coding region: 1-489 (162 amino acids)
Source: RefSeq, a predicted model, not a curated record